This is a messenger RNA of Lipotes vexillifer (Yangtze River dolphin), 2269 nucleotides long. RefSeq names its product arf-GAP with coiled-coil, ANK repeat and PH domain-containing protein 2. Gene Ontology annotation, cellular component: endosome membrane; cytoplasm. The coding region runs from base 76 to 2208 and encodes 710 amino acids. NCBI's taxonomy places the organism in Eukaryota, Metazoa, Chordata, Mammalia, Artiodactyla, Lipotidae. The transcript is spliced from 2 exons. Gene Ontology annotation, molecular function: protein binding; GTPase activator activity. The record is from RefSeq and is a predicted model, not a curated record.
GCUUUGGAAGAAGUAGAAGGAGAUGUGGCAGAAUUGGAACUGAAACUUGAUAAGCUUGUGAAGCUAUGUAUUGCAAUGAUUGAUACUGGAAAAGCCUUUUGUGUUGCAAAUAAACAGUUCAUGAAUGGGAUUCGAGACCUGGCACAGUAUUCUAGCAAUGAUGCUGUAGUUGAGACAAGUUUGACCAAAUUUUCUGACAGUCUUCAAGAAAUGAUAAAUUUUCACACGAUCCUAUUUGACCAAACUCAGAGAUCGAUUAAGGCACAGCUUCAGAACUUUGUCAAAGAAGAUCUUAGAAAAUUCAAAGAUGCCAAGAAGCAGUUUGAAAAAGUCAGUGAAGAAAAAGAAAACGCAUUAGUAAAAAAUGCCCAAGUACAGAGAAACAAACAGCAUGAAGUUGAAGAAGCCACAAACAUUCUGACAGCAACAAGAAAAUGUUUUCGACAUAUAGCCCUAGAUUACGUACUUCAGAUUAACGUCCUUCAAUCAAAAAGGAGAUCAGAAAUCCUGAAAUCAAUGUUAUCCUUUAUGUAUGCCCAUUUGGCCUUCUUUCAUCAAGGAUAUGAUCUAUUUAGUGAACUUGGGCCCUACAUGAAGGAUCUUGGUGCACAGUUGGAUCGACUGGUUGUGGAUGCAGCAAAGGAGAAAAGAGAAAUGGAGCAAAAACAUUCCACCAUUCAACAAAAGGAUUUCUCCAGUGAUGAUUCUAAGCUAGAAUAUAAUGUAGAUGCUGCAAAUGGCAUUGUUAUGGAAGGUUAUCUGUUCAAACGAGCCAGCAAUGCCUUCAAAACUUGGAACAGGAAAAAGCCCGAUCAUAUCAGACGCUGGUUUUCAAUACAGAAUAAUCAGUUGGUUUACCAGAAAAAGUUUAAGGAUAAUCCCACUGUGGUGGUAGAAGAUCUAAGGCUCUGUACAGUGAAACAUUGUGAGGACAUAGAACGACGAUUCUGCUUUGAGGUGGUCUCUCCAACAAAAAGUUGUAUGCUUCAGGCAGAUUCUGAAAAGCUGCGCCAGGCAUGGAUUAAGGCUGUUCAGACCAGUAUUGCUACUGCUUAUAGAGAGAAGGGUGAUGAAUCAGAGAAGCUGGAUAAGAAAUCAUCUCCAUCCACGGGAAGCCUGGAUUCUGGAAAUGAGUCAAAAGAUAAAUUAUUGAAAGGAGAAAGUGCAUUGCAGCGAGUCCAGUGUAUUCCUGGCAAUGCCAGCUGUUGUGACUGUGGUCUGGCAGACCCACGGUGGGCCAGCAUCAACCUGGGCAUCACCCUGUGUAUCGAGUGUUCUGGGAUUCACCGGAGUCUUGGAGUUCAUUUUUCAAAAGUACGAUCUUUAACUUUAGACACCUGGGAGCCUGAACUUUUAAAGCUUAUGUGUGAGUUGGGGAAUGAUGUUAUGAAUAGAGUUUAUGAAGCUAAUGUGGAAAAAAUGGGAAGAAAGAAACCGCAACCAGGACAAAGACAGGAGAAAGAGGCGUAUAUCAGAGCAAAAUACGUGGAGAGAAAAUUUGUGGAUAAAUAUUCUAUAUCAUCAUCACCUCCUGAGCAGGAAAAAAAGAUUGUCUCCAAAAGUUGUGAAGAAAAGAGGCUGAGCAUUUCUAAACUUGGGCCAAGUGAACAAGUUAGAGCAUCUCCCCAAAGUUCAGAGACAGAAAGGCAGGAUUCUUCUGUGUUUCUCGACUCUCAACAUCUUAAUCCAGGACUCCAGCUUUAUAGGGCUUCGUAUGAAAAAAGUCUUCCUAAAAUGGCUGAAGCUUUGGCUCAUGGCGCAGAUGUGAACUGGGCUAAUUCUGAGGAAAACAAAGCAACACCACUUAUUCAGGCUGUAUUAGGGGGCUCUUUGGUGACAUGCGAGUUUCUCCUUCAGAAUGGUGCUAAUGUGAACCAGAGAGAUGUGCAAGGGCGGGGACCACUGCACCAUGCCACUGUCUUAGGGCACACAGGGCAGGUAUGUUUAUUCCUAAAACGAGGUGCCAAUCAACAUGCCACUGAUGAAGAAGGGAAGGACCCUUUGAGUAUAGCUGUGGAAGCAGCCAAUGCUGAUAUAGUGACCUUGUUACGUUUAGCGAGAAUGAAUGAAGAGAUGCGGGAAUCAGAAGGACUUUAUGGACAGCCAGGUGAUGAAACUUACCAGGAUAUUUUUCGUGAUUUCUCCCAAAUGGCAUCCAAUAAUCCAGAGAAACUAAAUCGUUUCCAGCAAGAUUCACAGAAAUUUUGAAUUUUUUUAAGAAGGGGAAAAUAGUAAAUCUGGUGACUCCCUAAAGUAUACAUCUGAAAAC